AGAAAGGGGGGGAAGGGCAGCGGGUGAGUAAAGCGAGCGGACCUAGCGUUACCUUCCGCGAGUCGCAACGACGGGAAUGUUUUGAAUUGAACCUUGAACGAGGCAGAGCGUUCUUUAAAGUCCACGCGCAUGACUUGGCCUUUUAACAUCGCGCGCCUCGUACCCCGGCUGCGACGAACGCGCGACACCGCCGCACGACAUGAAGACCGAUCUCAACUGGCCUAACCGCAAGCUGAAAUGCGCGGGCCAGGCGGAGAUACUGCGCUCGCAUCAGCGGGACGACGAUUUCGUGAGGUACCUGCGGGAGAAGCUGUCCGAGGUCUCGCAGAAUUUCGGUGUGCACCGAACGCUCCUCCAGUACAUCCGCUCCGACACUCCGCUCAAGUUGCUGUACUUCGUCUUCACGUCGGGCAUGGGCAAUCAGACGUUGGGCGAGGAGUACACCGGCAUCGUGCAGGCCAAUUUGGAGCAGCGUAGAGUUCCCACAUUGACCGUGAGGGUACUAGCUGCAGUCUUAGAAUGCCUCGGCGAAAAAGCGUUGCUCAAAUUACUGCGACACUUGCAAGCGUACGUGAACGAUCCACGUAGACAGCUGACUCCGGCGGCGGUGACAUUCCUCAACACCCUGCUGUCCAGGUUGUGCACGAUGAUACCCAUAAUUGUGUUACUCCACAAAGGGAUGUUUUACAUUUAUGGUAGAUACUACAGCCUGGGUAGGAGGAUUGCCGGCUUAGAUUAUACGAAGGUAUAUGGUCCUCGGCCAGUGGAUACUGUCAGCUGGGGUUUAAGAUUACUAGGAGUUGCUACCCUAAUUCAAUGUCUACUGAGAUUCUGGCAGAGUAGCACGACGCAAAACACUACUGCUCUAAAUAUACCCAAUGCCAAACACACAGCUGUCGGUCACAGUUGUCAACUGUGCCUCGAGACGACAGCAACGACCGCGACGCUGUGCGGCCACCUGUUCUGUUGGAGCUGCCUCAGCGAGUGGUUGCGCGUCAAACCGCAAUGUCCGUUUUGCAGAGAAUACGUACCACCGUCGAGAAUUGUCCACGUGAUGAAUCUGUAAUUUUCUGUGAUAAUCGAAUCUAUUCCUUCAAUACACAGUAAACCUUUGAUUUAACGAAUCAAACAGUAGCGCAGUACAUAAAACGCCGCAUCGUGCGUUUUUCUUAUCACAUUUGUUUUGGGCAGAUUCACUGUAUUUCUGCCUCGAAGUAUUGUAUGGUUGUGUACAGAGUGUCCUUUGUAAUUUCUGAAUUGUAACUUUAUUAAAUAAUUCUAUUUAAUGGACUUUAAUGGAUACCUCUUCCUUCCAUUAGUUCGUUAAAUCAAGAAUUUACUGUGUAUACGUAAAGUAAAAAUUGUAUAUAUUUAUAUAUGUUACAUGUUUACAAGUAAUAUAUUUUGAAGACAAAUAU
This is a messenger RNA of Vollenhovia emeryi, 1418 nucleotides long. RefSeq names its product peroxisome biogenesis factor 10 (gene Pex10). Gene Ontology annotation, molecular function: zinc ion binding. The transcript has 3 exons. Lineage: Eukaryota; Metazoa; Arthropoda; Insecta; Hymenoptera; Formicidae. Bases 200 to 1066 code for a protein of 288 amino acids. Gene Ontology annotation, cellular component: peroxisomal membrane. The record is from RefSeq and is a predicted model, not a curated record. Gene Ontology annotation, biological process: protein import into peroxisome matrix.